AGGAGAGGCGCAGGGCUCUUGAGAGCGCAGUUUAACGGAGAGCGCAGGGGAAAAGGCGCAGUUAAAGUGCAGUGUGGAGUGAAUAGACUGCAGCUAAAGCAUAUUGCAGGGAAGAGGCUCAAGUUUCACACCACAGAUCACCACAGCGCUGUGACACUGGAGCUCAGAAGGACACACUCAGAUGGCACGACUCAUUCCCACGGCACAACGCUAUAGAUCCUCCCGAUCCACCUGUACACAUCAUCCGGAAACAUGCGUUUAACUCAUUUAUAAUUCCCAUUUCUCCUUUUAACGCGACACUGAUUUAACUAGGUCUUGGACUAAAGUUGUGGUUAGUAUUUACUUUCAAACCACGCGCUGUUUGUCGGUUAUUGUGUCCUCUGAUGAGUAGAUUAUAAGCUUGUUGAAGGAAAAGGCAGGUUAGACUAAAAUGGAACAAGACACCAAAGUUUCUCGCGAUUCACCUGGAGAAAGGACUUGCGCCGAGCAUCCGUGUAAAAGUGGCGCCUGGCCGAGGCGCACGGAGGUGUGUGGUGCGGUGGCGGUGUGCGUCGCGCUCUGCCUCCUCUCUCUCGGAGUGUCUGUGCUGUUUUAUUUGCGCACCUCGGAGCUACAGGCCAGGGUAAACAGCUUGGAGAAGCACAGAGAGCCCCAGCAGCACUCAGCCUGGAUGUUUCUUGAGCAGGUGGAACCAGUGCUCUUAAAUCGCCUGGAUCAGAUGCUGGAAGAGAAGUUAGCAUCUCGUCUGCCAAAGACCAGAGAGACUCGGGAUGUCUCCCACGCCUGUCUGUGUCCACCAGGACCUCCUGGUCCUCCUGGACGAGCUGGCUUUCCGGGAGACAAAGGAUCAAUGGGCAUUCCUGGAAGAAUGGGCUUAAAGGGAAACACAGGGGACAAGGGAGCUCCAGGGGAGCCAGGUCUAUCUAUCAUUGGCCCACGAGGACCUCCUGGUCAGCCGGGCACUAGAGGAUUUCCUGGCUUUCCGGGUCCUAUUGGUUUGGAUGGCAAGCCUGGGCAAAAUGGUCAGAAAGGAGACAUGGGUGCACCUGGUCCCAAAGGACUUCCUGGUGAACAAGGUCCAAAGGGGGAAAAGGGAGUGUGUGGUGAUUAUACACAUCGGAUGUUGCCCAUCACCGUGCGCAACAUGCCCUCAAUAAGCCCUCUAAUUCUAAAGCGCCUCAAGCAGGGUGAGCCUGGAGCACAAGGACCCCCAGGGCCUCCUGGUCCUCCAGGGCCUCCUGGUAGCCCAGGAUUGACUGGUGCUAAUGGGCCACCGGGAAAACCUGGAGAACCUGGAAAACCAGGAAAAGAUGUGAGGAUGUUGACAGCAAUGAAGGGAGAACCAGGUGUACCAGGACAAAAGGGUGAUCGUGGUGAUACAGGAUUAACUGGACCUGAAGGCCCCAGGGGAUUCAAAGGGGAUCAAGGACAGAAGGGAGAGGAGGGGAAGAUGGGUCUUGCAGGAGAGAAAGGAGAGAAGGGUGAAAGAGGGAUGCCUGGAAUGCCAGGAAAACAAGGAGUAAAGGGAGAACUUGGUUUUCCAGGUGCUCCUGGACUAAAGGGUCAGACAGGUAUUCCCGGUAUUCCGGGGAAGCGAGGCUAUAAGGGUGAAAAGGGGGAAAUGAGUUCUACAGGAGUUGGUGUUAAAGGAGAACCAGGAGUGCCAGGACUGCCAGGACACAAGGGUCAUAAAGGUGAUCAAGGCAUUAAGGGUGAAACAGGACCUGAGGGUCAACCAGGACCAAGAGGUCCUCCAGGUGCAACAGGAGAACCAGGCAAAAUGUUAAUAAACAACAACGAGAACGAUAUUCGUAAUGUGCAGCUAAUGGGCCCACCUGGUCUACCUGGGCCUCCUGGGAUACCUGGUGCCAAGGGUGAAGUUGGGCUGCCUGGGCCUCCUGGUCUUGAUGGGGAAAAGGGUCCUCGGGGAAAAGCAGGAGAACCUGGAGCCAUUGGCCCACCUGGACUGCGAGGAGAGGGAGGAGUUAUGGGCUUCCCGGGACCUAAAGGGGAUAAAGGAGACAUGGGUCCCUCUGGAUCACCUGGUUUAGAUGGCCCUACUGGUGAAAAGGGGGCUGCAGGGGCUCCUGGCCCCAUUGGAUUACCAGGCUCCAUGGGUCAGAAAGGUGACGCUGGAGAGAAUGGAGUAAAAGGAGAACAGAUGUAUGGCCUACCAGGACCUCCAGGACCUGCAGGGCCAGUGGGGCCAAUGGGACCUCCAGGAUUGUCAGGGCCAAAGGGGGAGCCAGGUCUGGGUGUGAGAGGAGAGAAAGGAUCACCUGGACAGAAAGGAGAUAAAGGAGAUAGAGGUCAUCUUGGAUUACCAGGGGCUCAUGGUUUAGACGGCAAGCCUGGUCCAGUGGGUCUUAUAGGACCGCCUGGUAUACCUGGACCAGCAGGACCAAAAGGAGAGAGGGGUGAGAAAGGAGAAAUGGGAGUAGCAGGACCAAUAGGGCCUCAAGGCAUCCCUGGCUUAGUAGGACCACCAGGAUUAAAAGGAAACCGGGGGGAGAGGGGCAAGAGAGGCAACAGGGGGGCCAAAGGGGAUAAGGGAGACCAAGGAGCCCCAGGAUUAGAUGCCCCUUGUCCUUUGGGUGAUGAUGGCCUACCAGUACCAGGAUGUUGGAAUAAAGGUCAGAAUCCUUUCCAGCUGGCUAAGAAGUAACAACAAAUUUGAGACCCACCUCUUCAGGGUGAGGUUUUAUUCUAAGCUAUAUGAAGAAACUUGAAGAGGAGAUCUUUGAGUUCAGACCUGCUGUGGCUGUUUCAUGGAUGUUCAUGAGAGUUAAAGCACAGGUGGUGUUCCUGGGAGGCUCCACAGGGUGGCGCAGGUGACCACCCUUCUCUUUGAUAGGACUAUGUGAGCAAUUUUCCAUCUUGACAUUUUUCUGUGGACUUAUUCACCAGAGAAACUGCCAUACAACAGUGUAUCAUUGCUCCACAUUGUAUACACAUUUCUUUCUUUUUAUCAUGUUCACUAUGUGAAAAUGAUUUUUUUUUCUUUUUUUAAUUAUUCGACACCAGUAACUGUGAUUUGAGAAUUCAGCGCAGCUCACUGAACACGUCAACUCGGUGGUCAUGUGUUUCCAGACUAACAAGCAAAAAACAUCCUUUAAUGAUUCCUGAUUUUCUUUUUUUCACUGCCUUUUGUCAGCCUGAGAGUGACAAAACAUGUACAGAGCCAUGUUUUAUGUGCCUUCACUCAAAGAAAGACAGCUCAAUUCAUAUCAUAUGUUUAAAAAUGUAUUUAUAUUUACAAACUGCUUCACAGUAAAGCAGACAGAUAUACAGAUAUCACAACACGACAAGAAAGACUUGCAGCUGUUUAAGGUAUCAUUUACUAUAUACAUUUCUAGAUGUUUUAUGUGAUUUUUAUUGCUAUCAGUAGGGUUUGAAAAUAUUGGAUAUUAUUUCAAAUUUGUAUCAACACAACCACAGCUACAUGACAAAAGGUUUUUCUUAAUACACAAUGUGCUUUCAUGCUAGGCAGCUAGCUUUUUUUUAAUUCAAGAAACUGCUCUUUCAUCGGAUAACGUAAGGUCACAUAAAGUUGGUCAAUUUUCCUACAGUAUUUAGCACUCUUUCAUAAGUGUGGCCAAAGUCCCAUUUAGACACUUCUGUUUGUCUCUUAUGAAUGUUAUUAAACUGCAAAAGCACAUGUAAGCCCAAUACAUAGUAACAGUAUUGCACAGUACAUAAUCAUGCAAACCUUAUUUAUUUUUCACCAGCAGUGUGACCUGGUUUUUAUGUGUAGAAGCUUACAGUUGAUGAGGUGUUUUAUUAACACUCCUGUUUAUGUGGAUAGCCCAAUGCACAGAAGCAUUCCUAAUGUCAAACGCUACUGACUGCUAUUGUCAACCUUCAUCAACUAGUGCUUGUUAUCAACUAUAUUUUACUUACAUCUUCUAAAGUUUCAUCUGCUAAAUGUUCUGUUAACAUCAAUAUAUUCUGUUUGCACCGCAGAAAACAAUACGCAAAAAAAUUAUUGGCAUUACAGCAUAUGGCAUUUAUUUACUUUAUUAUAUCAAAUUUGUGACCUGUUAUAUCAGGAUAAUUGGCUUCUGAAUGAAUUUAAAAAUAAAAUACAAUCAUUUCAGUCAACAUUAUUCGCAGUUUAGAGUUGUAAAUGUUCAAAAGGAUCACAAAUUCUGCUGAAUAUUAUUAAGCAUAUUAAACAUGUAAAUAGAAUUAUAACUUAAUAAUAUUAUAAAAUACUAUUUAAAACAGUAUUAGUUUUGCAAAUACCUACUUGUGACCUAACUUGCUUCAGAUAUAUUCCUAUCAAGAGUGAAUACAUUUUUUAUUAUCAUUUGCAAGUAUUUAAUGUCUUGGUUUAAGCAUUUUAUGCAAAAAAUGAACACAUUAACUGCUUUAUAGUUACUCUUUAACAAACUUAUAGUUGAAGGCAUUCAACUCCAAAAAAAACAUAUGUCAUGAAGUGUUUUAUUUUAUGGCCAUAUCACACUGAGGUAUUUCUGACUGUUGGUUUUGCACAUUGAAAGCAGUGUGUUAUAAUUUGCUUUGUUUCAGACAGCAUUUGUUUGUACUGUGUCAUUUAUCUUUUAAACAGAACAUUUCCCUAAUGACAUGAUCUGUACUGUGUUUUGAUGCUAUCCUGUUUUUGUACAGUCUACUCUAAUUAUAAUGUGUACAAUAGAUGAAUAAUUAGAAUAGCUCUAUUCUAAACAUAUUACAAUCUCGUAGUGUCUAAUCAAUUAUGUUUUUUUAUUUUAGAAGUAGGUUCUAAUUUUUUUAAGUUUUUUUGUUGCAACUUAAAAUACAGUAAAAUCAUUUUUGUUUUUAUUAGUUUCAGCUGUCCUACAAAUCUAGUCUAUAUUUCGAAUUUUACUCAAGCUAGAAAGAACAGUGUUGAAAACAGCCAAAAAAAAAAAAGUGCCAGUGAUAUUCUUUAUAAAAUACAGUGUCUGGUUUUAUGUACGAAAGAGUGUGUAAGGUCACACAGUGUUCAGAGUGGCUAUUUCAUUCUGUGUUUUUCUCUAUUUGUAUAUAGUAUAAAGUAUUGCUUUUCUAUUUUAAUAAAGGAUCUGAUUUUCUAACUGAUCUCAGCCUGCAUGGCUGCAACUGUACAGUACGAAGAGUACAGUAUAUUCUUUAAAGAGUUUUCUAUUACAACAGCUCUCAAGCUGCAGACUUGGAUGCCAGUUUAUGUUCAGUUCAUUCUAUAGAUCUCAGCAUGUUAGUACAGCAGACUUCUGUUACUGCUUGUGUUCUAUAGUCAGUUUUAUACACUACAGAUUUCAUUUGUUUUGUUGGUUUUACAGAAUGCAUGCAGCAUGCAUACUGGGAGGUAGUUUAUUGAAGUUCUGAAAAAAAUGGAUACAAGGGCAUUU
Molecule: messenger RNA, 5351 nt
Organism: Tachysurus fulvidraco (yellow catfish)
Lineage: Eukaryota; Metazoa; Chordata; Actinopteri; Siluriformes; Bagridae
Gene: col13a1
Product: collagen, type XIII, alpha 1
Exons: 44
Coding region: 431-2665 (744 amino acids)
Source: RefSeq, a predicted model, not a curated record